Messenger RNA from Phymastichus coffea, 1172 nucleotides. Its product is annotated as general odorant-binding protein 56d-like. Lineage: Eukaryota; Metazoa; Arthropoda; Insecta; Hymenoptera; Eulophidae. The coding region runs from base 49 to 513 and encodes 154 amino acids. The record is from RefSeq and is a predicted model, not a curated record. Gene Ontology annotation, biological process: sensory perception of smell. Gene Ontology annotation, molecular function: odorant binding. The transcript has 4 exons.
AUUGGUCGAAUUGCCGCUUUGCCAGAACAAUUUCCUACUCUAGAAUUUAUGAAUAACUGUCCAAGGCAGUUGGUAACUAAAAGGCUUGCGAUGAACUUCUUACUAUUAUUUUCAAUUUUUGGGGCGAUUGUCGUAAAAAAUGUGCAAACUGCAUCUGGGGCUACUACGUCGGCUAAAGAAACAAUUUUAGAAAUUAAAGCUUCAGUGGAUAAUUGCGCAAAAGAAGCGGGAUUUACUAAGGAACAGCUUAACACUGCGUUGACAAAUUAUGACAAAAAUGCCGAUGACAAAGUUAAAUGUUUCAGAGGAUGCCUUAUGAAAGCUUACAAAGUUAUAACGGACAGUGAAAAAAUCGAUGAAAAUGCAGCUAUAAAAUUCUAUCAUGGUGACAAACUUGAUUCUUUAAAAGUGGCCGUUCAGAAAUGUAUUGCAAACGCUCGUGAUGGAAGUAAUCAUUGUGAUAUAGCUCACAAAUUAGAAUCAUGCAUGUGCUCUGUAUUAAGUGCGUGCUGAUAACAAUACACAUAAUUUGAUGAUAUUAUGAUAUGCAAUAAUCAUAACAAUCAUGCAUCGGACAUAAUUUUUUUUAAUUUUCAAAAUCAACAGUGACGCUUUGAUACGAUAUCAUUCAAUAGUAAAGUCACCAUAAGCCUAUGAAAAUCUUUAUAGAAUUUAUAAAUCAUAAAAAUUAUUCAGUCUUAUAAGCGUAUAUCCUAAAAAUGUAUUCUUCUAUCCACUUUCUUUAUAAAAUUAUAUUUCUCGAUCAACAAUUGUAAGUAAUCUCGCCUUUGUAAUAGUUUCAAAAAUUUUGAUGUUUAAUUGGCGUUUUGUACGUAUAAUAAAUUUUAAUAUCUAUGUAUAUUUAUUUCAUCAUACGUUUGUAAGUUUAUGAUAUACAUAUCUGCGAAUGGUCAGUCUUCACAGUGUCGAUGGAAUAUUAUUUCAUCAGAUCGAUAACAACAUUUCACAUUUACAAAUUCAACUUUGUUACUGACUGCCGAGAGCUUUGGCAAAGCCAGCUCCGGUUACCAUCUGAGUUAUCGGUUGCCAAAUCUUUAUUCGUGUCUUUAAUCGACGAAUGUUAUUCAGUAUCCUUUUCAAUAUUUAAAAAAUGCAGAUUUCUGCAAGUCGAAAAUAUUUAUCUUGCCAAAUAAUUAAAUAAAUGAUGAGUA